Messenger RNA from Triticum turgidum subsp. durum (durum wheat), 339 nucleotides. The record is from the annotation of a GenBank genome assembly. NCBI's taxonomy places the organism in Eukaryota, Viridiplantae, Streptophyta, Magnoliopsida, Poales, Poaceae.
AUGCUUCGGUUUAUUUACACGGAUGAAUUGCCCGAAGAAGACGAGCUUGAGGACUCUUCUGCCCAGAUGUUUCAAGAUCUACUCGCUGCGGCCGAUCGGUAUGCACUGGAUCGACUGAAGAUUAUUUGUGCUCAGAAGCUGUGGCAGAAAGUGUCUGUUGACACAGUUGCAACUAUCUUGGCUUGGGCUGAAAACUACAACUGUCAGGAGUUGAAGAACAAGUGCAUUGACUUCUUUGUGGUGGAGGAAAAUUUCAGGAAGGCCAUGUUCACUGAUGGUUAUGGGUUGUUGCUUUUGAAAUUCCCAGCUAUUAUUGAUGAGCUAAGGAAGAGAGUUUAG